UUCCGACAGAGGCCAAGCGAAUCACUCUCAGGCUGGUGAUUCGCUUGAAAAAGAAAAAGAAAAAAGAAAACAAAAUAGACAUCGACCAGAUAAUAUAUAAUGGGGGCCGCGCUUGUUUUUUUGGUGUCUUUAGUUGUGAUGAUCCCGGCUUUACAUGCGCAUAUCGGAGAAUACGAUGAAUAUUGGCAGAAUAAGGCUAACGAGGCCAAAAAGGCCGCCGCUGAGACCUUUAACCCUAACCCUGAGGACGUCAUCAAUAACCUUAAUAAGGAUGUUAUCUUCACCUUGAAAGGUACCAACGGCACAAGGAGGAGCCUUAAAAAGUACAACGGCGCAUGCUUGGCGACGAACCCCAUAGACCGGUGCUGGAGGUGUCAGCCUGAUUGGAUGGAAAAUAGGAAAAGACUAGCAGAUUGUGCCAAAGGCUUCGGCCACCGAGCCAUCGGCGGAAAGAUGGGGGAAUUCUAUACGAUAACGGACCCCUCGGACAAUGAUAUGGUCAAUCCCAAGCCAGGGACCCUUCGCCACGCGGUGACCCAGCCGCAACCCUUGUGGAUCAUCUUCGCGUACUCGAUGACCAUCAGGCUCAACCAGGAGCUCAUCAUGGCUAGUGACAAGACCAUUGAUGCUAGGGGCGUCAACGUCCACAUUGCCGGCGGGGCCGGUAUCACCAUCCAGUUCGUCCAGAACGUCAUCAUCCACGGCCUCCACAUUCACGACAUUGUUCCCGGAUCGGGUGGCCUGAUUAGAGACUCGGUCGGCCACAUCGGUCUGAGGACCAGAAGCGACGGGGACGGGAUUUCCAUCUUCGGCGCGGCCAACCUUUGGAUCGACCACGUUUCGAUGUCCAAUUGCGCGGACGGGCUCAUUGAUGCUAUUGAGGGAUCAACUGGUAUCACCAUCUCCAACUGCCAUUUCACUAAGCAUAAUGAGGUGAUGUUGUUUGGAGCAAGUGAUGCGUAUUCGGGUGACGAGAUAAUGCAAAUUACAGUUGCGUUUAACCAUUUUGGACAAGGGUUGGUCCAGAGGAUGCCAAGGUGCAGAUGGGGUUUUGUUCAUGUGGUUAACAAUGACUACACUCAUUGGCUCAUGUAUGCCAUUGGUGGCAGCACUCAUCCCACCAUUAUCAGCCAGGGCAACCGAUUCAUUGCCCCUCCCAACGCUUUUGCCAAGGAGGUGACCAAGAGGGAUUACGCCGAGGAGAGCGAGUGGAGGAAUUGGGAAUGGAGAUCAGAGGGGGAUAUUAUGCUGAAUGGAGCAUUCUUUGUUGAAUCAGGGACACCAACAUAUGCUAGCAAGAUUACCUCAAGGACAGACAUGCUGAAGGCAAAACCGGGGAGCUAUGUGUCAAGACUAACCCGGUUCACCGGUCCACUUGACUGCAAAAAAGGCCUACCUUGUUAAAUUCAUUUCCAUCCCCUUUUUUGGUUCAUUUUUUUGAUAGGUAUAAUCUUGAAUUAAAAUGAUGAAAGUUGGGUUUUAUUAUAGUUGGGAAUCGAUUUGUAAAAGGGGAUAUGAGUUGGCUUUUGUCAUUUUUUCAAUCUUGAUUAUUCCUAAUAACAUGAAUCAAGAGUGUUCUAUAAUACAUAUAUUAACUUUAUGCAAAUCUUGCAAAAGCAUUUUUUAGGAUGGAUGAUUUGCAUAUCUUCUUGGA
This is a messenger RNA of Rhododendron vialii, 1654 nucleotides long. Its product is annotated as probable pectate lyase P59. The record is from RefSeq and is a predicted model, not a curated record. Lineage: Eukaryota; Viridiplantae; Streptophyta; Magnoliopsida; Ericales; Ericaceae. Bases 100 to 1404 code for a protein of 434 amino acids. Gene Ontology annotation, molecular function: pectate lyase activity. The transcript has 4 exons.